Ceutorhynchus assimilis (cabbage seed weevil) is the source of this 2528-nucleotide messenger RNA. Lineage: Eukaryota; Metazoa; Arthropoda; Insecta; Coleoptera; Curculionidae. The record is from the annotation of a GenBank genome assembly.
AUAUAAUGCAUAAAAAAACGUUCCAAUUCAAACAUAACUGAUUCUUUAGUAAAUUAUUUAAAUUUCCCUCUUCACCAGUUUUGACAGUGAUAUCCGGAAUUUGAAAUUCUUGCGACCAAUCAAACGAGCGACGCCAUCUUGGGAUCGAAAGCGGGUUUGUGAUUGGCCAAAUCGAAUACAGAUGCGUCAGCUCAUCAAAUUAACCGUUUUUAAAUGAAAGUUGUGGUUCCUAGGCUGUUAUUUAUUUUGUGUUAAUAAAAAGUGAAUUUUUUUAUCGGAGAUCGGGUGUAAAUAUAUUAAAUUUAGUGUAAACAAUAAUUUAAAUAUAAACGGAAUCAUGUCUGGUUCGAGUAACACCGAAGGCGACUUCAGACAUGUAGAAAAUGAAGAUUUUAAUUCCUCUGGUUGUGGAGAGGACAUAUCUUUUGAGUUGUCUGCGGAUAAAUCUUUCGAUGAAAAUAAUAUGGAUACUGACGGCAUGAUCAGCCCUGGACCGUUGAGAAGAUCCAAUUAUUCUAGGUCUGAAACUUUCAGAACUCCCUUGCCUACAAAACUGUCUUUCAGUCCCCCCUAUAAGCGUGUCAGAGCCCUAAGGCUCUUCGACAGCCCGCUGACACCUAAGACCAUUCUUCAAAAAUCUACCAGCGCCACAACACCUUUGCCUAGAAGCAGGCUUUUUGGUGACAAACCGAAAGCUGUGCCUAGUGCUUAUGCUGAAAGAGAAAAACCCUCUGCUAAUGUAAACCCAUUUACACCUGACGGUCAAAUGUUGUCCAAGAAGCGAACCAGAUCAUUGAGAUCCUUGGAUUCUCCCAAAUUUAAACCACCCAAAUUUGAUUUGAAUGAUUCAGACGCAUCAGAUCAGGAAAUUGAACAACCAACUAAACGAGUAGCUUUGCGGGAGAGUAACAUCCCAAGAUACCACAGAGAGUUUCUAGAAUUGAAUUUAAUAGGUAAAGGUCAGUUUGGGUCUGUUUUCAAAUGUGUGAACAGAUUGGACGGCUGUGUAUAUGCAAUCAAAAAAUCUACUAAACCUGUGGCAGGAAGUGCUUUUGAAAAAACAGCACUAAAUGAAGUUUAUGCUCAUGCAGUUCUAGGCAAACAUCAACACGUCGUCAGAUAUUACUCAGCCUGGGCUGAAGACAAUCACAUGAUAAUUCAGAAUGAAUACUGUAAUGGAGGAUCCCUAGCCGACAAAAUUGCCAAAGAGCCUCUAAGUGCCACCGAACUAAGACGAAUGCUUCAACAUGUUGCAGAAGGACUCAGAUACAUACAUUCAGAAGGUUUGGUUCACUUAGACAUCAAACCAGGAAAUAUAUUUAUUUCUAUUGAGAAAAAAGUGAAUUUGACAAACUAUGACUCAGCAGAUGAUGGUUUUGAAGACUUGGAGGAAAAUCAGAUGUACGAGGAAGAAUUGACUUACAAAAUCGGUGAUUUGGGCCAUGUAACAAGUCUUAGUAAUCCACAGGUUGAAGAAGGUGACUGCAGAUAUCUCCCAAAUGAAAUCCUCCAUGAAGACUACAGUCACUUGACCAAAGCAGAUGUUUUCGCUGUUGGAUUAAGUGCUUUGGAGUGCGCUGGUUCAGGUCCUUUGCCAAAAAACGGCCCCAAAUGGCACGAGAUUAGAGAUGGACAAAUACCACCUCUACCUCAGAAAUUAACCAAGGAUUUAUUGGAACUAAUCAAAUCAAUGAUCCAUCCCGAUCCAACAAAAAGGCCUAGCACAAUACAAAUCUUGCAGCACAGGGCCUUGAAUCCAGAAUGUAGCAAGUCCAAGGCUGACCUGACCAGGGAGUUGAAUGCUGAGAAGUUAAGGAAUGAAAUGUUGGUGAAACAGUUAAAAGAAGCUGCAAUAUGCAUAAAGACGAUCCAGAAAAAUAGCAGACUAAUCGGGAAAAAUGUGAAUCGAAGCGCAAGCACGACCACAUUUUAAUCUUUUUUUUUAAGGUAGCAGUUGACAAUUUUGUGAUAAUCAAAGUGAAGAUAGAAUAAAACAUGUUUUCUUAGAUUUAAUAUUAAUCAUUUACUUAUAUUAAUAAUUAUGGCUGUAUGAGAAUUUUUGCAUACGUUUUUUAGUGUUAUUUAGGCAGUUUUAUAUAGAUCUUAUUUUUGAGUUUUGGGUGGUUAGGAGAUAGGUAUAGAUACUACCAGCGUUUCUGCUCAAAAUUUCAAAGUUUUACUUCUUGAAACACAUGGUAGAUAUAUUUUCUAUUUCUUCUUCUGAACCCUGGCUCAACAUGUUUAAGGUCGAUCAAUAAAAAUUCCACCUGUUAAGAAAUAUUACUUUUGAUUUUUUUGGAAUGUAUGUGAUAAAACAUUAUAUUUUUUAAGUUAAAUUACAUUAGUUUUUUAUUAUUUAGUUUUUGUAACGACUUUGCUAAGGUUAUUUGGCUUAACAUUUGUUUUAUACAUUCCCUUUACACUUAUUUUUAAUCAUACAAGUGCCUUUUCUACUUAUACUAUUAAUAUUUUAGAUGUUGUACGUUAACUAUUAUUUUUGUCCAAACCAAAUAUAUUUUAGAUUAAUA